Messenger RNA from Peronospora matthiolae, 327 nucleotides. The record is from the annotation of a GenBank genome assembly. Lineage: Eukaryota; Oomycota; Peronosporomycetes; Peronosporales; Peronosporaceae.
AUGCGACGUGCUGCCAAAGCAGCAAGAAAAGCGGUUGCACGCAUGCGUGCAGCCGAGAAUGGUCCUUCUCUUGCUUCAGCAGCAGGUGAUGCUUCGCCUGCUGUUGCGAUUCAGCAACAGGCGGUGCCUGUUGCGAACAGUCCACGUGGUGAGUCACCUCGUGCGACAGAUACAUCCGCUGCGUCUGUGGCGGGUGCUGCGACUCGCAAUGUAGAUGAUCUUGAAAUAGAGCUCAUCAAUUCUGGCGAGUCGGACGAUGCAUCCGACUCGAAGGCGACACCUCACGCCUCCGGAUCAUCCAAGGCGGAUACUGCAAGAGUCAGAUGA